AUGGAGGUGGUAGAGCACGUAGAAGGAAGCGGCGGCAAGGAGAAGAAUAGCAAUGCGAAGGAUAGUGGACUAGAAGCAAGUGAGGAAGAAGCAAUGGCGGCAGCUGAAGCGUCGUCUGCGGAAGUUGUGGACGGCACCCUUAGGAUGGUAGGGAAGGGUGUAGAAGGAGAUGAUUGGGGGUGGGGACUAGGAUUCAAAAGUCGAAGGAAGCUUACGGUUUUCUUCAAGAAAGGUGGAUCCUUCCUACCAUUUCGGCUAAGAAAAACUGUUGAUGCCUCUGAAGAAAGCCAAGAAGGUAAUUCAGGCAAUUCGAAUCCUUCUCGGUUCGACUUUGGGAAUUUACCUAAUAUGAAGUCUUUGGUUUUGACAGUAAUCAAUAUGUCUUCAGGUUUGAAUUGA
Fraxinus pennsylvanica is the source of this 399-nucleotide messenger RNA. The record is from the annotation of a GenBank genome assembly. Lineage: Eukaryota; Viridiplantae; Streptophyta; Magnoliopsida; Lamiales; Oleaceae.